Messenger RNA from Engraulis encrasicolus (European anchovy), 2383 nucleotides. RefSeq names its product SET domain and mariner transposase fusion gene (gene setmar). Gene Ontology annotation, cellular component: nucleus. Gene Ontology annotation, molecular function: histone methyltransferase activity; zinc ion binding; protein binding. The transcript has 2 exons. NCBI's taxonomy places the organism in Eukaryota, Metazoa, Chordata, Actinopteri, Clupeiformes, Engraulidae. The record is from RefSeq and is a predicted model, not a curated record. The coding region runs from base 134 to 1102 and encodes 322 amino acids.
CAGCACGGCUCACCGGAUUGAAGUCGUGUUAUGGUUAUAAAGUAACAGUUUCCUAUUCAAUAGGAUUUACGCCUUAUCGAAAUUUUAAUGACUGCAAGAUUCGGUGCACUAACGAGGGAAGUUGUUUUGCUACAUGAUGGCGUUGCUUACCACGUGGGACCCUGUCGGUUGUUGUGACCAAGAUCUGAGUAGUGGAGCUGAAAAUGUUCCAGUUGGAAUAGACAGCGGGGAUGUUGGUAAAACGGGCAAGCCGAACUUCAAGUACACAGCUGAGAAUGUUCCAGGGCCAGGCUGUAGCAGUGACCCUGCUGAGAUCACCCUCCCUGGUUGCUAUUGUCACCAGGUGGAGUCCUGUGAGACUAAGACCUGCCAGUGCUUACAGCGCUACGGACCGGCAUACUGCGACCAACAGAGGUUACUGGCCCCAAGGGGUGAUGGUGAUGGUGAUGAAGGAGGAGAGGAGAGCUGUGGCUACUCUAGCCCUGUGUUCGAAUGCAACGCCCUGUGUGACUGCGGCGAGAGCUGCUCCAACCGUGUGGUGCAGAGAGGCGUGUGUCUCCGCCUGUGUGUGUUCCUCACGCCGAAACGCGGGUGGGGCGUGCGCACCCUGGAAGCCGUGCGGCGUGGCACCUUCGUGUGCGAGUACGCGGGCGAGGUGAUUGGGCAAGAGGAGGCUCGGCGCCGGCAGCUCGCUCAGGGGCCCAACGACAUGAACUACAUCAUCGCCGUCAGGGAGUUUGCUGGCCGGGGCAACAGCGUCGUCAUGGAGACGUUUGUGGAUCCCGCCACCAGGGGCAACGUGGGUCGCUUCAUCAACCACUCAUGCCAACCCAACCUCUUCAUGGUGCCCGUGCGCGUACACUCACUGGUGCCGCGCCUGGCACUGUUCGCCACGCGGGACAUCGCAGUCGACGAGGAGUUGACCUUCGACUAUUCUGGCAGGUGGAACAAUCGGACUUCCGGGACCGUUAGGGCGGUUUCGAAGGAAGAGAACCGGGUGGCUGACCAGGGCACAGGUUCCCCCCAGAGGAAGGCCUGCUACUGUGGGGCAUCAAACUGCUCAGGCUACCUCCCGCUGGACAUCACAGUUCUUCAUAGUUAGAGAUAGGGCUGUGUGAUGUAUAUCGUAUUAAUAUCGUGAUAUCAAUAUUGACUGAAAUAAUUGUGAUAAUGAUUUUUCUCAUCAUCAAACAGGCCUAGUUAGAAAAGGGGGUUACAGGGUUACACUGGCCUGGUUACAGGGUUACAUCACUGGCCUUGCACAUCAGUGUAGUGGACAUUCAAUUUUCUAUUGUAUGGACACUGGGUCUGCUGCUGCCAUUUCUGAACUCUCCAGCAGGUCAGACAGGCACUUGCUCUCUUGAGACUUCUCUUGACCUACUAUAGGCCUAUUAGAGGUUUAACGGACAAAAAGUGCAUUCAUUCCAAUAUUCUGUCUUCAGAGUUCAGAGGGAGUUUAGAAAUACCUCAAGUAUACUGUAUGAUGACAUUGCUGAGGUAUGGUAUAUGCAUAAACAUAAUGUCUUUCUUUGUUUUAUUUGUUACUUUUUUAGGGGGUUGUAUCUUUUAUUUGUGACAGGACAGUUAGAGAGGCGACAGCAAACGAGUGGGGAAGGUUCGACAAAUGACCUCGGGCCGGAAUCAAACCCGGGUCGCCAGUGUAGUGGUGCCGUGCCCAGCCUAAUGAGCCACAGCUGGGACAGAAUGUCAUUCUUUACCAUGAAUUGUAUAUUAUACUUCUACUGUGGUUCAGUUGUAAGUACUGUGGCCGUGGAAGCAUCACGUGUCCUUCAGUCGCUUCCUAAUGCUUCUGGCCUCAUCUCUGGAUCCUCUUCCUUAGGAAACUGUGAAGUUUCCUGGGGCCUCAUGUACAAACACUUUGUAGAUUUCCUACUGAAUCUUUGCGCAAGUGAAAAUCUGAAGGAAAAAAAUGCAUUUGCACCUGCAAAUCUCAAAUUUAUGAGGUUUGUGGUAUGUCUGAUUUCACAUGAAAUUUAGUACACAUGCUUUUUUCCAUGCCAAGUCAGUGUUAGCACAUCUGAAAAUGUUUGUGGAAAGUUACUUACGGAGCUUUUUUGUGUGUAUGUUAUUUUUGUACUUGAAGCCCCAGCUCUUUUGGGGUCUUUUCCCCAUUCAGGUUGCAAACGAGUGACUAACUUUCUCAAUAGUUUUUUUUUGUUGUUGUUUUUUACCUGAAGGUCGGAUGACAGAAUUGUUAAUAAUGUUGUAUUAAAGGCUGUUGGUGGAAUGGACAGUGUGCGGGAUUCCUUUACAGUUGAAUGACAACCCCACUGGGAUAAUAUCCUAUGCACCUGUCCAACUACAGAGGUGUAAAAUAGCGUCAAUUUUUAACUGUUCACGAUAUUUAAUAAAAUACAUUGAA